UCUGUCCCUCACUGUCCAGUGAAAACCUCGGAUCUCCAGCAGGAGGAAAAAGUCUCCAGAGAGGACAGAGGGAGGACAGACAGGAGCAGAGGACUGAAACGGGACAGAGCUCAGACAGUUUUGACCUUCUUCUUCUUCGGUGGUUUCCUCGGCUCCGGUGUGUCGCCGUCAUGCUGGACACGCUCACCUUCCUCCUGGAGAAGCUCUUCCUCCUCGCGCACAUCAAGCUGUCCAGCCUGCUGCCGCCUCUGCUGCGCGCGGACCCGCCGCUCACGAGGCGCUGCGAGCGGGACGACGCCGCCGCUCCGCUGCGGUUCCAGCGGGGAGACCUGCUGGAGGUGCCCCGGACCCUCUUCACCCACUUCGGCAUCUACCUGGGCGACAACCGCGUGGCGCACCUGAUCCCGGACAUCCUGCCGGCGCUGACCGCGGACAGCCGGCAGAUUCAGGAGAUGGUGACCAACACGCGCCUGCUGCUCGGGGUGCUCUCCAAGCGCGCCAGCAUCCGCGUGGACUCGGUGGAGGACUUCGCGUACGGAGCCGGGAUCCUGCUGAACGCCAUGGACCGGGCGGUGCGCCGCAGCCCGCUGUCCGGGGAGGAGGUGGCCCGGCGGGCGGAGCGGCGGGUCGGCUCCGUGUGCUACAGCCUGCUGUGGAACAACUGCGAGCACUUCGUCACCGACUGCCGCUACGGCGCCGCGCAGAGCCUGCAGACCGACCAGUUCUGUGAGUGGCUGAAGUCUCUGAUCCGGGACCAGCGUAACGUCCUCCUGACGGCGCUCCUGGGACUCCUGUCAAUGGCGUGUUUGGGAAUAUCCUCCAGCACCGUCCUGCCGACCCUCCUCGUCCCCUUCACCCUGUGGAUGGCGAGCUAGAAGCUCCUGGACAGAGUCCGAGUCUCACCGCUGGUUCAGUACCGCCAUCAUGAAACGCUCACGUACAGGACGGAGUCGUCUGCAAAGAAGUUGACUUUCGUGCUACUUUUUAUUGCUAAUAACAAAAUGAGGACUGAACCGAAGUGAUGCAUUUUAUAUUUUCUGUUUGUUUAGCGAGAGCAGAAGAAGAAGAAGGUAGUUAAAAUAAGCAACAAAUCAAAAAAGUUAUUUAAAUGGACAAAAACAUCAAUUAGUGCUGCCCACACUAACUUUAAACUGGCGUUAAAAAGACCAAAGAUCAUUUUAAAAUGACUGUGUCGUACUGAAGCUGCAGGUUUUAUUUUGAAAGAGUGAUCCAGUAAAUAACCUUUUUUUGUCUCUGAGUAGGAAUUAAACAAGAGUCACCAGAUUGAGAAGCAGAAGAUUUACCGACUGGCCGAUGCCACAAAAUAUGAAAUAAACAGAGUAGACAUUUAAACUGAAUGCACUGAUCGUACUGUCGCGCCGUGAAGCUCGUCUGUAAAUAUCUGUAAAUAACUUUUAUCGACCUGAUUGUUCUCCAGCAGUCACAAAAUUUUUGUACAGAAUUUAUUUUUUAAGAAACUGUAACACUUUGUUUUCUAUGUAAAUAAAGAAGAAAUAUGUGAUUUUGAA
Plectropomus leopardus (leopard coralgrouper) is the source of this 1529-nucleotide messenger RNA. RefSeq names its product lecithin retinol acyltransferase b, tandem duplicate 1 (gene lratb.1). The record is from RefSeq and is a predicted model, not a curated record. Lineage: Eukaryota; Metazoa; Chordata; Actinopteri; Perciformes; Serranidae. Gene Ontology annotation, molecular function: phosphatidylcholine-retinol O-acyltransferase activity. Gene Ontology annotation, biological process: retinol metabolic process; vitamin A metabolic process. Gene Ontology annotation, cellular component: rough endoplasmic reticulum.